Messenger RNA from Cynocephalus volans (Philippine flying lemur), 1647 nucleotides. It is a transcript of the gene ITPRIPL2, whose product is annotated as ITPRIP like 2. The record is from RefSeq and is a predicted model, not a curated record. Bases 1 to 1608 code for a protein of 535 amino acids. The transcript has a single exon. Lineage: Eukaryota; Metazoa; Chordata; Mammalia; Dermoptera; Cynocephalidae.
AUGUCGGUGCACUACACCCUCAAUCUGCGCGUCUUCUGGCCCCUGGUGACCGGCCUGUGCACCGCCCUCGUGUGCCUCUACCAUGUCCUGCGGGGAAGCGGGGGCGCCCUGGCUGAGCCCCCCGACGGCGCGGACGGCGGCUUCCCGCUGCUCAAGGUGGCCAUCCUGCUCUUCCUCGGCUACGUCCUCCUGCGCUGUCGCCACGCUGUCCGGCAACGCUUCCUGCCCGGGUCUCCCCGCCUGGGGGGCCACUCUGCCUUCUCUACGAGACACUUCCGAGAGCCGGGCCUUGGUAUUUUGCUGGAGAGUUACUAUGAGCACGAGGUGCGCCUAUCGCCGCACGUGCUGGGCCACAGCAAGGCUCACGUGAGCCGGAUCGUGGGCGAGCUGGUGCGGGCUGGCCGCGCCCGAGGGUCCCCAGGCCCCAUCCCCGGGGGAGCGCUGGCCUUGGCCUUCCGCGGAGACUUCAUCCAGGUGGGCAGCGCCUAUGAGCAGCAUAAAAUCCGCCGGCCUGAUGGCUUCGACGUGCUGGUGCCGCUACGCCUCCCGCCGCUGGUGGCUCUGGAGCCGAGGAGCCUGGGCGCUGAGCCCGAGCUGGCCCCAGCCUUCCGCGGCUGCUUUGUAUGCGCCCUCAAGGCACCGCCCUCCCCAUCGGGGACUUCAGGGGGCCACUGGCUUCGGGACUGCAAACCCUUCGCUGAUGGCUUCUGUGUGGACGUGCGCGGGCGGCGCCACCUCUCUGCCACGCUGGUGCUGCGCUGGUUCCAGUCGCACCUGCAGCGCUCCCUGGCCACUGUGCGCUACAGCCUGGAGGGGCGCUGUCGGGUCAGCCUGACCCCGGGCGGUCUGGAGCAGCCUCCCACCCUACACAUCCUGCCCUGCCGCACCGACUAUGGCUGCUGCCGCCUUUCCAUGGCCGUGCGUCUCAUCCCUGCCGUCCAUCUGGGAGAUGGAGUCUUCCUUGUGGCGCCACCACCGCCACCCUUUCCCAGCGGGCCCCUGUCGGAGUUCCCAGGAGGCCUACGCGCCGAGGCACUGUGGGGUGUGAACACUGCGCGCCAGGAGCAGAAACUGCUGAGCUGCCUGCAGGAACGGGCCCCUCCAGGUGCCUGCUACCUCAAGUGCCUGCAGUUGCUUAAGGCUCUGAGAGAUCUGGGUGCCCGCGGGCUGGACCCGACGGCUGCCACCCAGUGGGGACGCAUCCUGUCCUCAUACGUGCUCAAGACGGCGCUGCUGACUGUGCUGCUGCGCCAGGGGUCCCCAGCGCAAGGCUGGGAGGAGGCGCACCUGGGCGAGUGCUUGGAAGAGUUGGUGCAGUUCCUUAGGGACUGCCUGCUGCGACGCCACACGCUCUUCCACUGUGUCCUAGGCCCUGGCGGGGCGGCCGCCGAGGUAGGAUCCCUGCCCAAGGUGCUGCGCGAGGCCACCCCGGUUGACCUCCUGGCUGCUUUCGACAGGCAUGCCCGGGAACUCGCGGCGGCACGGUUGCUGUCUACAUGGCGAAGGCUGCCUCAGCUUCUCAGGCCCUAUGGAGGUCCCCGCUAUCUUGUCAGGUGCCCCCCACCCAGGAAUCAGCGCACCCAGGGGUUCCCUGAAGAUGAACCAUAAAUCCUGACAGCACCCCCACCUGACCAAAUGUUCCUAAGU